Molecule: messenger RNA, 833 nt
Organism: Cryptococcus deneoformans JEC21
Lineage: Eukaryota; Fungi; Basidiomycota; Tremellomycetes; Tremellales; Cryptococcaceae
Exons: 4
Coding region: 24-788 (254 amino acids)
Biological process (GO): translation
Cellular component (GO): mitochondrial large ribosomal subunit
Molecular function (GO): structural constituent of ribosome
Source: RefSeq, a predicted model, not a curated record
CUCAGUUCAUACAUACAAACACAAUGCUCGGAAACCCACUCAAGACGCUCUUGAACAACACAGCAAGGUUUCUCAACCCCGCCUCAGCAUCGUCUUCUCGCGCUAUCUCAACCGCUGUGCACUUAGGCGACUUGACUCCCGCAAAGGGCUCGACAAAGACCGAUACACGUUACGGUAGAGGUCCUGGAAGUCAAAAGGGUGGUACAUCUGGACGAGGUCAUAAGGGUCAAAAAGCGAGGAAUGGCAAGGGCGUGAGAUUGGGUUUCGAGGGUGGUCAGACACCGUUGUACCGAAAGAUCCCCAAGAGAGGAUUUAUCAACUUCACGUCCAAGACCUACGCUCCCCUUUCCAUUGCUACUCUUCAAUCAUGGAUCGCACAGUCCCGCAUUUCGCCCGAUGAGCCUAUAACAAUCGGUACCAUUGUCCGAUCUAACGCUGUGCAUGGUCUCUCCAACCUGUCCGGCAUCAAACUCCUUGGCGAUGCCGAUCCUACCCUUCCUCUCCCCCCCUUAAAGCUCGAACUGUCAAGAUACUCCAAGAGCGCAGCUCAAACCAUCAUCAACGCUGGCGGUGAAGUGAAGGCUGUUUACCACAACAACCUGAGUCUAAGGAAAGAAUGGUACCCUGAGAAGUUUAUGGACAAGGAGAUUAAGAGUGCCAAGCCUACAAGGAAAAAUGAUAUCUUGUAUUACACUAACCCCGCUAAGUAUGGUUACCUCGCCGAGGAAGUCAAGACUCCUGCUCGAAAGAUGACUCCCCAAGAAUGGAGCGAAGUAAAGUCUGCGUAAACAUUUGUAGUGUAGACAAUUUUGCAUGUAUGCUCAGUAUCUCAU